AUGGCCUACACGCCGCCAAGAGUGAGAGAGAUCUGUCGUUACCAAAAGAGCACCGAGCUGCUCAUCCGCAAGCUGCCCUUCCAAGGCCUGGUCCGUGAGAUCGCGCAAGACUUCAAGACUGACCUGCGCUUCCAAAGCUCCGCCGUGAUGGCUCUUCAGGAGACUAGCGAGGAUUACCUCGUUGGUCCUUUCGAAGAUACCAACCUGUGCGCCAUUCACGCCAAGAGAGUCACGAUAAUGCCCAAGGACAUCCAGCUCGCUCGCCGACUUGGCCACAAUCUCCUGUGUUACUUCUGCAUCAUGCUGGAACACGAGACAUUCUCUAAAAUAUGGAGCAUUGAUCAAGUCUAA
This is a messenger RNA of Priapulus caudatus, 351 nucleotides long. Its product is annotated as histone H3.3-like. Gene Ontology annotation, molecular function: DNA binding; protein heterodimerization activity; structural constituent of chromatin. The transcript has 3 exons. The record is from RefSeq and is a predicted model, not a curated record. Bases 1 to 351 code for a protein of 116 amino acids. Lineage: Eukaryota; Metazoa; Priapulida; Priapulimorpha; Priapulimorphida; Priapulidae. Gene Ontology annotation, cellular component: nucleosome.